UAUACUGUCAGACAGCAGCUCAGAGAAUAAGGAGGUAACAAGAUUGAAACAAUGGAAGAACUUUAUGUAGCAAAUACCAUGUUUGCCCUCAGUGUCUUUAAGCAACUGGAAAAAAUAAAUUCUGGCCAGAAUAUGUUCUUCUCUCCAUGGAGCAUCUCUUCUACCCUGGCCAUGGUCUACCUAGGUGCCAGGGGUGACACUGAAGACCAGAUGGCCAAAGUGCUGCAGUUUAACAAAGUUGGUGGCUAUGACAUCACCCCGGGGACCCUACAGAACUUCAAUAUCUGUAAUUUUACACAGCAGAUACAGAAGGGAACUUAUCCUGAUGCUAUUUUACAGGCACAAACAAGAGACAAAGUUCAUUCGUCCUUCCACUCUCUCAGCUCUGCAAUCAACACAGGCUCAGGAGACUAUUUACUGGAAAGUGCCAAUAAGCUGUUUGGAGAGAAAUCUGCAAGAUUCAAGGAAGAAUACAUACAGCUCAGCAAGAAAUACUAUUCUACAGAACCAGAGGCAGUACACUUCCUGGAAUGUGCAGAAGAAGCCAGAAAAAAGAUUAAUUCCUGGGUCAAGACUCAAACCAAAGGUGAAAUUCCAAACCUAUUGCCAGAAGGUUCUAUAGAUGAGGAAACAAAGACCGUACUGGUGAAUGCUGUCUACUUCAAAGGAAAGUGGAAAACCCCAUUUGAGAAGAAACUAAAUGGGCUUUAUCCAUUCCGUGUGAGCUCGCAUCAAAGCAUACCUGUCCAGAUGAUGUACCUCCAUGAAAAACUGAACAUUGGAUACAUAAAGGAUCUAAAGACUCAGAUUCUAGAACUCCCAUAUGCUGGAGAUGUCAGCAUGUUCCUGUUGCUUCCAGAUGAAAUUGAUGAUGCAUCCACUGGCUUGGAGUUGCUGGAAAGUGAAAUAAACUUUGAUAAAUUCAACAAGUGGAUCAGCAAAGACACAAUGGCUGAGGAUGCUGUUGAAGUUUACAUUCCUCAGUUCAAGCUACAAGAGCGAUAUGAACUCAAAUCGAUUCUGAGACGCAUGGGCAUGGAGGAUGCCUUCAACAGGGGCAAAGCCAACUUUUCAGGAAUGACAGAGAGUAAUGACCUGUUUCUUUCUGAGGUGUUCCAUCAAGCCAUAGUGGAUGUCAAUGAAGAGGGCACUAUAGCAGCUGGCGGCACUGGGGCUGUUAUGACAGGGAGAACUGGUCAUGGAGGCCCACAGUUUGUGGCAGAUCAUCCUUUUCUUUUCUUUAUCAUGCACAAAAUUACCAAAGUAAUCCUAUUUUUUGGUAGAUUCGCCUCACCCCAAAUGCCUGCUCCUGUAUAAUAUUUUGUAGUAUGAGCUAGGAACUUCAGAAUUCCUUUCUCAAGUGUCGAAACUUUAGAGACAUUUUCUACAUAUUUCUUUAAUUUUGAACUUCUGCUGCACACUAAAUAUAAAAUCAAAAAUGACUAUACAACUGUCAACAUAAUUGCAUGACAAUGCUAUUAAUCAUUUAA
This is a messenger RNA of Nannospalax galili (Upper Galilee mountains blind mole rat), 1490 nucleotides long. RefSeq names its product serpin family B member 2 (gene Serpinb2). Gene Ontology annotation, molecular function: serine-type endopeptidase inhibitor activity. Bases 52 to 1317 code for a protein of 421 amino acids. The record is from RefSeq and is a predicted model, not a curated record. Lineage: Eukaryota; Metazoa; Chordata; Mammalia; Rodentia; Spalacidae. Gene Ontology annotation, biological process: negative regulation of apoptotic process; negative regulation of endopeptidase activity. The transcript is spliced from 8 exons.